AUGGGCGGCCCCGCUGGAAUGCCGUCGAUAGAGCGGGAUCUCGACUACCGCUUCCCAGCCGCGUCAACAGAGCCAAUGGCUCAGGGCACGCCCUCGCUUCUCACCGCAGCUCUGCCCUCGUCUAUCCAGUCCAGGCUGCCAUUUAUAUCCUCCAUCCGAAAGACCGUUGCCUCGCAGAUCACCUCCUCGUGGCGCCUCGAAGGCUCGACUGCCCGCUGUAGCCAAGCCACAACUCUCGAAGUGGAAGAGACCAUUGAGAACCGUGCUCCAGCCAACGACAGAUACCGCAACAGGUCGAGACCACACACCCCUCCUAGCAGUGUCGAGGAUAGCCCCGAAUCUGUAUCACGGUCAUCCAGUCCGUCAGAAGAGAUGAUGCGCCAGGAUCCCCGACAAUUCAAGCGCCGGUCGCUCGAAUAUCCCUGUAGGGGCUAUGGUGGCAAUGGAGCAGGUAGCAGUGCUGUGGGCGUGUCGAUGAAGUCUGCAUCCGGCGUCGAUUGGAAGUAUGGGAGCCAUGGACUCAGAUUCCUCGAGGUGGCGGUAGCCGAGGCUGCCCUCAAGGACACGGCGUAUGAGUCUGAUGCCAAUUUUGAGCGGCAGGCCUACAUCGAUGGGGUCAUCUAUGCCUUGAGAGGUCUACCACCCGACCUCGACGACGCCGAAGUUCUCGCCCUGCGGCGGUCGUCCCCCGAUCAGGUCAAGCUGUUGGGACCGGGAACAGCAGCGCCAGCGAAUCGAGGCAACGACAAGCGGCCGCUGCCGCAAAGACUGACCCAAUGGCUCGUCAUGAGGUUUUUCAUUCUGCUUUCUUAUGUCGUGCCAACGAUAGUGUUCCUUUUGGAUAUCUUUGUCCAGCUGGACAAGAAGUUCAAGAUUCCGGAGACUGUUGUGACCGGCUCGAUCUGGCUGGCUGGCAAGGUCCACCGUCGAACCGUGGGAGCUUAUCUGGCGUUCUGUAGUAUCGACGACGGUAGAGUCGGGCAGGCCAUGGGGGACGGCGCUGCCUACCUGGUGGACAGCGUUACGCGCGGGGUGCGCGAUGGCAUCUCGGAGGGCAUCGGUGUUCUCAAGAACUAG
Thyridium curvatum is the source of this 1077-nucleotide messenger RNA. RefSeq lists its product as uncharacterized. The record is from RefSeq and is a predicted model, not a curated record. Bases 1 to 1077 code for a protein of 358 amino acids. The transcript is spliced from 2 exons. Lineage: Eukaryota; Fungi; Ascomycota; Sordariomycetes; Thyridiales; Thyridiaceae.